CUAAAUGUGUUAAAUGUUGGAUUUGUUAUUCCUGCGUCUCCGUCCAGUUCAGGGCUGUUUUGAGGCCUUUUUAAGGUAAUAACAGGAGAGAUGUGUGUCGCUGCUGGAUUAUUGUUAAGGCUGGUUUUUAUUAUCCAAACACACAGGCGACGUGGACCUGAGCUGUGAAAAAUCAGUUAUUUUAACAAGGAUUAAGGUGAACACUCUGUCAGCGUCUUUUAAAUCUUUCUCUUUUGUUUCUCUAAUUUCCCAGGAUAAGAAAGGCGUAUCCGGGAAACCGAUUCCUGCAGAGAGGAGGACGAUAUAUCAGCGACACAUCCGACCGUCCACCAUGCUCGCCAAAAGCAUCCUGGAAGGAUAUCGCCCGGUGCAGUCGGAUCCAUUCCUGGCAGCCAACCCGUCUCUUCCCCCGCCGCUGAGCGACCGCAUGAGGAAGAGACGGGCUUUUGCAGACAAGGAGCUGGAAAGCAUCAUGCUGGAGCGGGAGUACAAAGAACGAGAGCUGCUGGAGAACAACCAGGGGGCUCCAGGCUCGCUCCUCUUCCCCAACGGCUUGGUCCACCACUCGUCUGAGUACAACUCCUACAAGACGGCCUACUUGCCGGCAGCGCCGGUCGAGCCGCAGCCCAAAGAGCUGUGUGGCUUCCUCACCCCUAACUGCCUGGAUCUGGGCGUGCAGUACCCCUCGACGCCUGGGAACGUCGAGCUCAUCUCCUCCAAC
This is a messenger RNA of Neolamprologus brichardi, 721 nucleotides long. The record is from RefSeq and is a predicted model, not a curated record. NCBI's taxonomy places the organism in Eukaryota, Metazoa, Chordata, Actinopteri, Cichliformes, Cichlidae.